AUGCUGGUUGUUUAUGCAACUUUAGUAUCUAAAAAACAUUCUAGAAGUGUUGUUUGUGAGGAAGAAAGAGAAUUAUUUUGUAAAGAUUUGGAGGUUUGUAUAGAAGGUGAUGAUUUACAAGUAUAUUUAUUGAUUUCUUCAGUUAAUUUUUUAUGCCAAUAUGCACUAAUGUCUUUGAAACAAGAUGUGCAAUGA
Messenger RNA from Racocetra fulgida, 195 nucleotides. Lineage: Eukaryota; Fungi; Glomeromycota; Glomeromycetes; Diversisporales; Gigasporaceae. The record is from the annotation of a GenBank genome assembly.